This is a messenger RNA of Rhinopithecus roxellana (golden snub-nosed monkey), 809 nucleotides long. RefSeq names its product ETS-related transcription factor Elf-1-like. The coding region runs from base 171 to 602 and encodes 143 amino acids. The transcript has a single exon. The record is from RefSeq and is a predicted model, not a curated record. NCBI's taxonomy places the organism in Eukaryota, Metazoa, Chordata, Mammalia, Primates, Cercopithecidae.
CUAUACAGGCUCCAACCCAAGUUCCAGUGGUUGUGUCUCCUAGGAAUCAGCAGUUGCAUACAGUAACACUCCAAACAGUGCCACUCACAACAGUUAUAGCCAGCACAGAUCCAUCGGCAGGUACUGGAUCUCAGAAGUUUAUUUUGCAAGCCAUUCCAUCAUCACAGCCCAUGACAGUACUGAAAGAAAAUGUCAUGCUACAGUCACAAAAGGCAGGCUCUCCUCCUUCAAUUGUCUUGGGCCCUGCCCAGGUUCAGCAGGUCCUUACUAGCAAUGUUCAGACCAUUUGCAAUGGAACCGUCAGUGUGGCUUCCUCUCCAUCCUUCAAUGCUACUGCACCUGUGGUGACCUUUUCUCCUCGCAGUUCACAGCUGGUUGCUCACCCACCUGGCACUGUAAUCACUUCAGUUAUCAAAACUCAAGAAACAAAAACUCUUACACAAGAAGUAGAGAAAAAGGAAUCUGAAGAUCAUUUGAAAGAGAACACUGAGAAAACGGAGCAGCAGCCACAGCCGUAUGUGAUGGUGGUGUCCAGUUCCAAUGGAUUUACUUCUCAGGUAGCUAUGAAACAAAACGAACUGCUGGAACCCAACUCUUUUUAGUUAAUAUACCAAAGCUUAUGGAUGAUUGUUUGUUAAUUGAACAUUUUCAAUUAUAUGCAAACUGAUUGAUUGAUUCUAAGAUAAAGUCUAAGGAGGUUUCUAAUUUUGUAAUUGUUUUUUUUUUUGAGACGGAGUCUCGCUCUGUCGCCCAGGCUGGAGUGCAGUGGCCGGAUCUCAGCUCACUGCAAACUCCGCCUCCCGGGUUCA